AUGGUCAUUGCAUUGCGCAUGUAUGACACAAAUGUUCCUUGCCAUUUAUUGAAACAGGUGAUGAGAUUGCAGCAACUCCAGUUUGAGAAAGUGGGACUUCGACUGAAGCAUCAAGAGCUCCUACAACAGGAAAUGGCCUUACGUAGCCAAUUGCCAAGCAUGGAACAAGAUGGCAGCCCCCAGACUCCAGUUUCUUCACCUGCAAUGUCCCAAGACAUAAGGACAAUGACUGCCAACAGUUCAGAUCCAUUCCUUAAUAGUGGAACAUACCAUUCCAGGGAGGAAAGUACAGACAGUGGACUUGGCAAGAGCAGCUACAGUGUACCAAGAACACCUGAUGACUUUCUUAACAGCGUCAAGGAAAUGGAUACAGUUGAAAACCUUGGUCAAAAUAAUAUUGGGCCUCUGCAAAAUCGUUUUCCUGACUACUUGGAAACUAUCCCUGGUACUAAUGUGGACUUUGGGACACUGGAGGAAGACAGGAUGAAUGUAGAAGGAGAAGAAUUAAUGCCAAGCCUACGGGCACCGAGCUCUGACAUUCUCAAUGACGUGGAGUUUGUCCUUGCUGCCACAAAGAUAGAUAAGGAGAGCUUCCUGACAUAGCUAUAGGGCCCUUGGUCCUGUCAGACUACCUUUGAUUCUGUGAAGGAUAUCAAAAUUUGAGAUAUCUUUGUGACUUGUUAUGGACUUCUGAAUUGUCUCUUCUCUGAUGCAACAUUGGAUAAACUCAGAAUAUUUGAAAAGGAUU
Messenger RNA from Stegostoma tigrinum, 748 nucleotides. RefSeq names its product transcriptional coactivator YAP1-like. Gene Ontology annotation, cellular component: cytoplasm; nucleus. NCBI's taxonomy places the organism in Eukaryota, Metazoa, Chordata, Chondrichthyes, Orectolobiformes, Stegostomatidae. Gene Ontology annotation, biological process: positive regulation of transcription by RNA polymerase II; hippo signaling. The record is from RefSeq and is a predicted model, not a curated record. Gene Ontology annotation, molecular function: transcription corepressor activity; transcription coactivator activity.